This is a messenger RNA of Camelina sativa (false flax), 404 nucleotides long. Lineage: Eukaryota; Viridiplantae; Streptophyta; Magnoliopsida; Brassicales; Brassicaceae. The record is from RefSeq and is a predicted model, not a curated record.
AUCUCCUAUGUCCUGUCUUCCACUCUGUAACCAAAAAAAGUUGAUAUAAAUUUAAAAUUAAAAUUAAAAAAAAAAAAAAAGAAGGGAAAACCCUAGAUUUCUCCGUCUCUCUCCUAUCAAAGCUUGAGAAAGUUUGAGACUUUGAGAAUCUAAAGCUCCAAAAUUUUUGUUCUGGAGGAAUCGAAUUAUGUACAAGGAACGUAGUGGAGGAGGAGGUGGUGGUGGGUCGUCGAGAUCAGAGAUCCUAGGUGGAGCAAUUGAUCGGAAACGAAUCAACGAUGCACUCAAUAAGAAACUAGAGAAAUCUUCAGCUUCCACCACCACAUCUAGGGUUCUCACUUCUAAAGACAAAGGUCCCUUUUCAUUCACAUCUACCUCAACUGCUAAAUCUCAGCUUCCCGAUG